This is a messenger RNA of Ceraceosorus guamensis, 4112 nucleotides long. RefSeq lists its product as hypothetical. Lineage: Eukaryota; Fungi; Basidiomycota; Exobasidiomycetes; Ceraceosorales; Ceraceosoraceae. Bases 497 to 3787 code for a protein of 1096 amino acids. The transcript is spliced from 4 exons. The record is from RefSeq and is a predicted model, not a curated record.
AUCCUCUCCCGAUCCCUCCCUGCCCUGAAAGCUGUCAUCAGCAGCAACUGCUCUACCAUUCCAUCUAUACCCCCGCCCUCCCCUCCGUUGCACAUACAUCUCGUGAACCUCGCGACGCGCUUUCUAAGAAUUCGGUUCGCUUGUAGGGUGCCAAUCUCGCGCGCCAAUUUCAAAGUCAAGCAACAUCCACGCAGGCUCGACCCACGACUUAACGCUACACUCAAGACUCUGGCAUUGGUGCGGGGCCAAGCAUCGCUUCGUCAUCGAUCUGAAAUCGCGUCAUCGGUACGCAGUUGCAGCAGAGCUGUCUACCUUCAUUAAACCGAUAUCUGUCCCGGCCCAGCAGCUGCAGCCGGGUCUCAUUCGACUUUCAAGCACCUCAAACGCGACAACGGGCUCGCGAAAAAGAACAAAGUAGUCUUGACUUUCGUUCGCCUUGGCCCGCAAGCUGCACCAAGCAGUCACAACAUCUCGCCCCUUACACGCGAAGACAACCAUGGCCGCGGUCUCAUCUCCACGCCGACCAAGCGGUUUGUUCUCGAGAUUCAAGGCCGGUCUCUCACCCGAUGAUUCAAGCGGUGCACCUUACAUGACUCACAAGCAGGGAGUCUCGUCGAUCGACUAUGAAAAGGAAGCGGAUGCUGCUGCGGCAGCGACAGGUGCAGUGGUGGCGCGACCAGUUGGCAUCAGCAGGAGGGUCAGCUCCCGCAAUUUCAGCACGCCAGACUUGAACGGCCCCACCAAGUCGAAGCGAGGCUUCUGGGGCCGGAAGCAUGUGCAAGAGGCAUCCCCUCCCGUUCCGGAUCUUCCUCCUUCCCUCUCGCUUGCCUUUCAGCAGGAAGAAGAUGCAAAGCAGGCACGAAAAGCAAACGUUGAAAACGCAUUCGAAGAGGCUCAGCCGGCGAUCGCUAGCGCAGAUCCGGCACAAGACAAGGCGGCGUCGCUUUGGACCUCGCGAAGGAAGAAGGCGGACGCGUCAGCUACAGCUCAGGGGCCUUCGCCAGCUGCUGCGCUGGUGCUGGCAACCAAAGCCAAACCCGCAACGGCGACGGAGAAGUUGGGCGCGCAUAGGAACGCGCGUCUGGAUAUCAAGCAAGCGAAGCAACUGUGCAGCUUGUGCUCCAAAGAGAUCAGAAUGAGAGGCCUGGGUACAGUCGGCAUCUUUAGACCCUUCCGGCUGCCAGAAUCGCCAGAGCGCGUGGAGCGCCUUGUAGAGCUGUUUCUGCUGCACAUCGAUCCGCACAAGUACGAAGGCAUCUUCACGAUCGCACCUCAGCCAGGCGACAUCCCCGCUUCGCCUGGUGCCUCGCUCAUGAUGGAGAUGAUCGGAAAGACGGACGCUCUUUCUGAGUUGCAACGCAACCUCUCGUACGCCAAUGUGCAUGACGUCGUCGCUCUGUUCAAGUGGGCGCUGCGCAGAUUGCGACUUCGCACGGCAGACUUCAAUUCGGCCGAGCAGUUUACCUGGUACGAAGCGUUCGUGGAGGCCGAGAAGGCAGCUGAUUAUCCAGCAAAGGCGUGGUCAGACAUACUCUUGCCGUCGCUUCCCAAGGCGACUGCGGAAUUUCUGACCGAGCUGUUCGAUCUCUUCACCACGAUUUCCGCGCAUCACGUCGCCAACGCUAUGCCAGCUUCUCGACUCGCCAGGACUCUUUCUUACUGGAUCUGGGGAAGAAUUAGUGCAGAUCGCCCACCCACGAACCUCGAAGAGCUUUUCAGGGCAAGCGAGCGCAGUGCUGGCAUAACGGAACACCUCUUGCUCGCCCACAUUCGCAACCAGGCGGCCACGAUUCACUUGAUGCCGACUCGCUUGACGGAAUUGGUGCAAAAGUACCCAUACAUCGCAGAGGGAACUACCACCCCUUCUCUCCCUCCUCCCUUUGCGGCAGCGCCUCAUUUUGCUCUUCGCGUCGAUGUCAAAUCUGAAAACGUCAGUGUGAACCCUCGACGCCCUCGAGGACCAAACGACACUUUCCGCGCAGCUUGCAAAGCAAUCAUCGGCGACACUGACAGCAGUGCUGAGGUGGACGAUUGGACGGCACUCGUUGCUUAUGCCACCAAUGCGCCAGGCCCUGCAGAGGUGGCUGCUAAGCAUGCAGUCGAUGGGGACGCUACGACUGAUUCGGUGCCAGCAUCCGCACGCCUUGCAGGUGGGUUUACAGGCGCUCUCGGACCGGAGCCUUCGCCAGACUCCAGCCCAGUUGCAGGCCUCAGUACGCUGCCAUUGGAUCUGCUAGAGACAGAUGAGGAGUCCGACAUUCGUAGAGAGAGCGCCCUUUCGACGCCCGAAGACGCCCGCGUCUUGCGUAUUGUGGCGACCAUUCUGGGUGCGAGACAGAACAUACUCGAUCCAUUACCUACUCCGACACCAGAGAUGCCUCCUGCAGCUCAGCCUGACCCAUGGAAUGACGAGACCAUGCUGCGUAAGACUCGCUCAUCCAAUCCGUCCGUUUACGGAAGCAUCGCCUCGAGACCUGGCACGAGUAUGAGCUCCGUGCCACCAAGCAGAUCGGUCGAUAGUGCCAUGUCAAAUGGCAUGAGUGAGCCGGCGUCGAAUUGGCUUUCCGCUAGCGAAAGCGGUGCAGGUCUUGGUCUCAGUCGCUCCGUUUCAGCUUCCUCUGCCCUGGGUACCAGCAGCAAUUUGCCUCCGAGCUCGAGUCUGCGAGGUUUGGGCUCCAUUGGCGCUUUGGGAACGCUGCGAGAGGACGACGGCAGUCCUUCGCAGGAGGCAAAAGACAUCGACUGGGCCGACUUCAGCUCUAUCGGCUUUGGGCGCUCCGUCAGUCAAGUGGCAGAUCUUAGUCUGACUGACGUCCGACCCAUGAAACCCGCUCCUGAGCCGGAAGAGGAUCAAGAAGGAGGCCGGAGCUCACGGCAGGAGCCCCCUAUGGCGACUAGAUCAACAUCUUUUGGCUCUUUGAGACGACGCGGAACAAAGAGUCGCAGGCCUGUCUCUCGCGAGUCGGACAUUGACUCCGACUUUGGCAUGCUCUCCCCUAGCGGUCGCUCCCACCGUGCGCCGGCGGAGCCCGCUUUUAGUGUCACUAAGGUUUCGACGAUGCCAAUCAACGAAGGCUUUGUAUCCAUGUGGCAAGAUCAGCUUCUAGAUGCAGCUGCAUGCGCUUCUUUUUCCCCAGUGCUCAUCGUUCAGCUCAAUCAGAAGGCAGCCUCGCGCAUUCUAACGCCCGGAAUGGGCACCCCGACGUCAUCCUGGCUUUGCAUCGAAGAGACGAUCGCGCCUCCUCGGCCUGCUUUGCCUAGCAGCCCAAGUGCUGGCGGACGCAUGUUCGGUGGUCAUGCUAAACGUGACUCGAUCAACGGGGACGCCGCAUCUGAGCGGCGCUCCCUCUUCGCUCCCAGCUUCAAGAGCGUUACCGCAAGCAUCUACCGCCGUGCCGGGCUGCGCCGAAUGGCCAGUCUACUGAGCGUCAGAGGUGGCGCAAGCAGCAGCGGGAACCAACCGAGCCUUCCAAAGGUACGCGGAAGUAACAGCUCUUCACCCCUCGGCACUCCCACAGCCUCGACAGCAGGAAAGGAAAAGAGCAAGACGCUGACUCCAUUGAAGGUCAAUGGGUCCGCUCCGGACACGCUUCUGACGCCUACUAGACAGUCCGCUCUGGACGGGUCCACUGAUGCUGAACUCACUCCGAGAGGUGUGAGUCUUACAAACGGCAGCCAUUCUGACGCGCUGCCAGUAAGCAAUGGAGCGUCGCCAUUACCGGCAGACACUGCCUCGAUCAACACGGGCAGUAUCCGCUCGAGAUACGUGGACGCUGAGCAAGACUGAGCGUUCUCGAUCGCGACUUGGCCAUAUUUCCCCUUGAUACCUCGGCAUGAUUCUGCCUUUUCCUGCUUCCGUCUGCUGUCGAGAUGUCGGCCGCACAAAGUCACGCCGCGUGCACUCAUCUCCAAAAAACAAAAGAAAAAAGAAAACAAAAAAAUCGGAAAUGUCUAGCUAUACCCUGGAUUCGAAGAGGGCGAGUUGGACGCUCGCUUUGCCGCCUCUGCUCUUCCUUUUAUACCUUAUCCGCGUCCUCGACUUUGCUGCUGUCUCAUCUUACAACAACAACACCAUUCCUUUAGAUACCAAUUGAUGAACGCUUUUAUCCUCU